This is a messenger RNA of Eimeria tenella, 882 nucleotides long. RefSeq lists its product as uncharacterized. Bases 1 to 882 code for a protein of 293 amino acids. Lineage: Eukaryota; Apicomplexa; Conoidasida; Eucoccidiorida; Eimeriidae. The transcript is spliced from 2 exons. The record is from RefSeq and is a predicted model, not a curated record.
AUGCUGCGACUGCUUCCGCUGCUGAUAAUACUGCUGCUGUCGUUGCUGCUCAAGCUCCUACUGCCGCAGAUAUUGCUGCUGCUGAUACUACUACUGUGGCUGCCGCUGACACUACUGCUGCUGCUGCUGAAACUGCUGCUGCUGCUGAUCCAGCUGCUGCUCCUGCAGCUGCUGCUGCAGCUGCUGCUGCUGCCUGCGGAGCCGCGCUGCCUGCGCAAGCAUUCUUUGUUUGGCUUCUUCUGCGGAAAUGACUUCUCCGAGCUGCGCCUGCUGCUGCUCCCUCUUGUUGUUGUAGCAGUGCAGCAGCAGCACAGCAGCAAGCAGCAGCCAGAAGGCUGGAGAGAAGCAGCUCAGGUUCCGCUCCGGCAGCAGCAAGUCCCACAGCCGCUGGCUCUCCGCAGCCCGCUGCGCCAGCUGCUGCUGCGCCAGCAGCUGUCUCGUGAAGGCCUGCAGCAGCCUGCAGAGUCUUCCCCGGGUGCAGCGCCGAGCCCUUCUCCCGACGCAGGGGGAACCGCUGCAGCAGCAGCAGCAGCAGCAGCGCAGCGGGACAGCGCAGCAGCAGCGGACGCGCAGCAGCAGCUGGCGCAGCGGGCUGCGGAGAGCCAGCGGCUGUGGGACUUGCUGCUGCCGGAGCGGAACCUGAGCUGCUUCUCUCCAGCCUUCUGGCUGCUGCUUGCUGCUGUGCUGCUGCUGCACUGCUACAACAACAAGAGGGAGCAGCAGCAGGCGCAGCUCGGAGAAGUCAUUUCCGCAGAAGAAGCCAAACAAAGAAUGCUUGCGCAGGCAGCGCGGCUCCGCAGGCAGCAGCAGCAGCUGCAGCAGCAGCUGCAGGAGCAGCAGCUGGAUCAGCAGCAGCAGCAGUUUCAGCAGCAGCAGCAGUAG